Glarea lozoyensis ATCC 20868 is the source of this 816-nucleotide messenger RNA. RefSeq lists its product as uncharacterized. The record is from RefSeq and is a predicted model, not a curated record. NCBI's taxonomy places the organism in Eukaryota, Fungi, Ascomycota, Leotiomycetes, Helotiales, Helotiaceae. The coding region runs from base 1 to 816 and encodes 271 amino acids. The transcript has 4 exons.
AUGGCACCAUUAACGUUUGGUAUUGAGCUCGAGUGUCAUGUUGCUACCCUUGCUUACGGGGAGGAGGAUCCAGAGCCUCGAGACCCUCGUCAAGUAUACGAUUUAACUAUGCAGAUAAUUGGUUCUAGAGUCCACGAGUUACGGUAUGUUCAGAGACAAGUCGCUAAGAAGCUGCAGAAGGAGACGGGUGGGAUGUUACACUCAAAGAGUAUACAGGUCCAGGGAAUAUCCAUGCUCGAUGUUCACAAAAUGUGUACCACAAUCUCACAAUCAUUCCGAGUAACAUCCAACCAAACCUGUGGCUUUCACGUUCAUGUGGGCAACGGCAUUGGCGAAAACGAAAAGCGAUUCCCUUUCAGCGCAAUGCGGAACCUACUAGCUAUCAUCUGGACCUUCGAACACCAAAUCGCAUCCCUACACCCCGAACACCGCCUAAGCAACAAGUUUUGUGUACGAAUGCACACGGAAAGUGCUAUUUGCCGUGGCACGACGCGUCAAGGUCUUGGUAAAAUAUUUGCUACAAGAGAUCUCGAUGAGUUAAGGCAGUUGACCUUGACGAACGGGACGCGCUCGGCGUACAAUCUAAUGCGUGUGGAUGGGUCUUUAGCGUUCGUUACCAAACUCGUGGAAGUCGCUGUUAGGGAUAUGGAGAAUCCGAGGGGUAUGUUAUGGAAGGAAGUCGACAGGGAAGAAAAGCAAGCGCCGGCCAGUGUGUACCAGUUCAUGAGGACCUUCUUGGAUUGUCCUGAUGUUGCCGAGUAUUAUGCGAAGAGGGAUAACGUCGGCGAUACGCCAAAUAUCCUUCCUGAAAGCUGA